AAGCCAUGCCUCUGGUGCGACAGGCAAUAGCAGCUAUGACAGGGAUUGUGCUGGCGCAUCAGGAGAAGCUGCUACCCACUUAGUUGGAGCUACUGCUGGAGCUUUUCUCUGUGCGGCGUUUUGCGCCAUGGCGGAUGGUGCGCAGUUGUGGGGGGGACACGAAACGCUGGCCGUGGAUGAGCCGCGCGGGGAGGGGCUGUGCGUUGAGGGCGGACAUGAAGCCAUCGCGUUGGCGGAAGGCUUAGAGGCGAAGACUCACGUCCGCGAGACAGGCGCAGGGAUCGGCGCGGACGAGGUGGCGGAGGGGGGAAUCGGCGGAGAUUUAGCGGAGUACCUUUGCGGGGCCGCGGAGCCGGAGGCGGUCGCGAUGAACCCGAUGAAUGCGAUCAACGCGAUGAGCGACGACGAGAUGUGGCGGGAUGAUUACGUGGCAGCUGCUGAUUGCAUGGCUUUCGACGGAUCGCUUGCGGACGUCAUGGCUGCUGCAGGCAUAGGUGCAGACGUUUUGAGUAAAGACGAGCUUGUUUCGCAUGCUAUGGGGACUGGCCGUAUGGAUACAGAUGAAAUCGGUACAGGGGUAUUGGAUACGGUAGCGACGGUAGCGACAGACGGAAUGGGAGACGGAGUGGUGACAGAUGGACUGGUUACACAUGGAAUUGCUGCUGAGGGAAUGACGAUACACGCGAUUGCGGCAGAUGGAAUCGUGACGGAUGGAAAUGUUGCAGGGGGAGCAGCAACAGAUGAAGCAGUCGCACUCGCAAUAGAUGACGGAGUGGCUACAGACGGAGUGGUUAGAGACGGAGUGGCUACAGACGGAGUGGCUACAGACGGAGUGGUUACAGACGGAGUGGCUACAGACGGAGUGGCUACAGGCGGAGUGGUUACAGACGGAGUGGCUACAGACGGAGUGGCUACAGACGGAGUGGCUACAGACGGAGUGGCUACAGACGGAGUGGCUACAGACGGAGUGGUUACAGACGGAGUGGCUACAGACGGAGUGGCUACAGACGGAGUGGCUACAGACGGAGUGGCUACAGGCGGAGUGGCUACAGACGGAGUGGCUACAGACGGAGUGGCUACAGACGGAGUGGCUACAGACGGAGUGGCUACAGACGGAGUGGCCACAGACGGAGUGGCUACAGACGGAGUGGCUACAGACGGAGUGGCUACAGACGGAGUGGCUACAGACGGAGUGGCUACAGACGGAGUGGCUACAGACGGAGUGGCUACAGACGGAGUGGCUACAGAGAGAGUGUUUACAGAUAACGCAGCAAGCGACAUUACGGGCGCACAGCACUUACCUGCAGGAACGAUGGGAGGCGUGGGCGGAGAGGCAGGUGCAGCAGCUGAAGGGGCUAUUGUUGAGGCGCCUCAAGGGACGAUAGGAGAGUCGAAUGAAGAGGCAGGCGCAGGGACCGAGGGGAAGGGCGUCGAUGGCAGUGGGAGAGGCGAUGCUUCUAACCCUAGAAUUGAGGUUCAUAAUGGGGUCGAUUCUUGCCAUUACGGUGCGGAGGCGAGCAAUAGGGUUGAGAACGGUGCAGAAGAGAUGGGGGCGAUGGAGAAUAAGAUGGCGGAGAAUGUUAUGGCGGAGAAUAUUAUGGCGGAGAAUGAUUCGGUGGGGAAUGAUAUGGUGGGGAAUAUGGUGGGGGCGAGGGUGAUGAUGAACGUGAGUGGGCAUGGCAGGGGAGAGAAGAUGGAUGAAGGGCGCGAGAUGGGAAGGGAAGGUGCUGAGAAGGAGGAGGGGGAGAGGGAGGAGAAGCGGGAUGAGAAGGGCGAAGAAAGGAAGGAGGAGGAGGAGGAGGUGGAGGAGGAUGAGGAUGAAGAGGAGGUGGAUGUGGUGGGGUGUGACGAGGCAGGGAAGGAGGGGAGAGUGGUGCAGGGUGGUGAUGCUGUGGUGAAUAUUCAACAUGACAAAGCCGCUGACGUCACUGGAGAUGACAAAGCCGCUGAUGACGUCAUGGGAGAUGUCAAAGUCGCUGAUGACGUCAUGGGAGAUGUCAAAGUCGCUGAUGACGUCAUGGGAGAUGUCAAAGUCGCUGAUGACGUCAUGGGAGAUGACAAAGCCGCUGAUGACGUCAUGGGAGAUGGCAAAGUCGCUGAUGACGUCAUGGGAGAUGUCAAAGUCGCUGAUGACGUCAUGGGAGAUGUCAAAGUCGCUGAUGACGUCAUGGGAGAUGUCAAAGUCGCUGAUGACGUCAUGGGAGAUGUCAAAGUCGCUGAUGACGUCAUGGGAGAUGUCAAACUUGUUUAUGCGGUGAAGGGAGAUGACAAAGCAGCAGGGGACGCCAUGCAGGAGAGGGAGCAGGGUAAAAGUGUCUUGCCGGGUGGGGGGGAGACGAGGGAUGAGCAUGACGCGAGGGGUGGUGGUGCGUUGGUAGGUGAGGGUGAGGCGGAGGAGAUGGGCGUGGAUGGUGGGAAGGGUGAGGGUGAGUGUGGCGGAAGGAGGGAGAUGAGAGAUGCGGAGGAGAUUGGGGGCAUGGAUGGAGCUACGAGUGAGCGUGGUAUGAGGGGUAUGGACGAGGUGAAAGGUGGAGGUGAGGUGAAUGGUGGAGAUGCAGUGAAUUGUGCGGGUGAGGUGAAUGGUGCGGGUGAGACUAAGGGUGAAGGGCAGGAGCUGGGAGAGGAGGUGAGUGGUGGAGAGAGGGAGGAGGAGAAGGAGAAGGAGAAGGAGAAGGCAGCGGAGGAGGAGGAGGAGGAGGAAAGAGGGGCCGUUGUAGGUGUGCGUGUGGAGGCAGGGGAAAGAGAGCUGGAGAUGGAAGCUGGAGGAACAGCGGACGCUGACGGUGAGCAGCAGGUGCGGGAAGCAGAAGCUGGGAGAUUGGAAGAGGCGGAACGGGAGAUAGGGAGGUGUGAGAGAGAAGAAGAGGACAGCGGGAGGGAGGCAGGUGAGAAGGAAAAGGCAGCAGGCGAGGCCAAGGAACAAGAGGAGAAAGGAGAGGCGGAAGAAGAAGAGGAAGAGGAAGAUGAUGACGAGGAAGAAGAUGAGGAGGAGGAGGCAGAGGAGGAAGGAAGAGGAGGAGGAGGAGCAGGAGGAGGAGGAGGAGGAGUGGGGUGGAGAGGAGGAGAAGGAGGAGGGGGGCAGUUGGGGCAGGGAGGAGGAGGGGUGGAGGAUGUGGGGCAGGUGCCGAGUCACAUGUACAUGCAGCAGCACCUGCUGCUCCCAGGGCAGAUGCAGCUGCUGGAGGAGCUGGGGGAGGAGGGCACUGAAGCCACCUGGGAGAACCCUCUAGAGGAGGCUAUGGUGGGUGCUUUGUGCUUGCCCUCUGCUCUCCUUGCUCCCUGCGCCCUGCGCCCUGCUCCCUGCUCCCUGCGCCCUGCUCUCGGCCUGCGUUUUUUGGCUCUGGGAUUGUCCCAUGCUUUGAUUAAUGCACCCACUCUCUUCCACUCCACUAAUCUCCAACUUUUUCAACUCUUUCUCCUGCUCUCCUCUUCCUCUCCUCCCGCUCUGCUCACUGCCUCCCCUGUUUUCUGCUCCCCUUUUCUCACCCCUGUUCCCUCCUCACUCAUGAUUCCACCCCGUUUUUACCCUCUCUAUCUCGUGUUGUUGCUCCGCCCUGGCCUCCCUGCACUGCAGGCGUCCAUGUUACUUCACCCAGACGCAGAUUCAGAGGCAGCGUUGCAGCAGCAUCUGGCGCUCUUCUUCUCUCUAAAGGACACCAUCACUAAGAAAGAGGCCCGCGCUAUCGCCACUGCCGCUGCCACCUCCUCCUCUCAUGUGCGGGAAAACCUUGCUCCCAAACCCACUGCUGCCUCUCUUCCCCUCUCCCAAACACCUCGUCAAACCCCACUUGCGGUCACCAGCACUGGUGCCAAUGGCAGUGCAAUCAGUGCAGUAGCCUCCAGCAAACCAUCUGCACCACACCCGCACUCCUCGUCACCAUUGUCUCACACAACCGCUCCUCACCCCCCUGUUUCCGGAUCGAAACCCAACCCCGCUUCUAAAACCCCGGUGGUGACAAACCCCGUGCCAUACAAAUCCCCAGCAACCCCCGCAACCCCAGCGUCUAAGCUCCCAGCGCCCCUCUCUUCUGCAUCCCACCCGGCCGCCUCCCACCUUCCUGCAUCGCACCCUCCCGCGUCUCACCCGCCCCGCACACGGGCUGCUCUGGUGGCAAAGCGGCGAUCAUCCAUGCAGGGCGGGAAGGAGAUCUCAGAGUCGACUCAAAAUAAGGAAGCACCUGGUGAACGCGAGAGAGAGAAGGAGCGAGUGGGAGAGGUAGAAGAGAGGCCAAGAGAAACUGACCUGGAUGUUCUGUUGUCUAAUGCUGAACGCGCCCUUUCGUUCUCUGCCAGCCCGGCUGCAAACACCCCCUCCUCCUCGUCUCUCUCUGCUCGUUCCUCAGCUCCUUGGUGGGAGGGGCUGGAAGAAAAGGCGAUGGCAGCAGCACGAGAGGCAGAGGCCGAGGAAGCAAGCGCAGCAGCAGCAGCAGGAGGAGGAGGAGGAAAAGCAGGGAUCUAUGGCUCGUUUUUGCCCUCCGCAUCUGCUGCUGUUGCUGCAGGUGCCGUGCCCGGCAGUGCAUCUGCACGUGCUGGGUGCCAAGUUGCCUCUAUUCUCGCCUCCCACCUGCGCCAGAGCACAGGGGGCUUCACGGCACAGCAAGCGUCGCUGCUGCAACUGCUGCUGGUUCGGCCACAAGGCGCCAGUGCUGGCAGCGUGGCUCAGGCAUGCGGCAGAGGAGAGCCAAACCACCAUCCUGCUGCUGCUGCUGCAGGUGGGCCUGCUUCCGCUUCUCCCCCUGCUCUUGCUGCUGCUUCCCCCUUUGCUGCUUGUGCUGCUGCUGCUGCUGCUGCUGCUGCUUCUUCUCCUGCUGCUGCUAGUGCUUGUGCCGCUGGUGCUGCCGCUGCUGCUGCUUGUCUCAUGUCGGAUGUACGAAGCUUGCAGUCAGCUGGGUGCAGCUUCAAUAAACCAGUUUUCCACUCCGCCUUUCUUCCCCCUCUCCUCCUCUCUCCUCCCUCCACCCACUCCACUCCAACUACCCCUCCCUCUUCUCUCCCCUUUCCCUCUCUCGCACCACCCCCCUGCUAUCACCCCCGCCAGUUACUGGCAGCUAUACCAGUUUCCCUGUCCGACCGACAGUUACUGGCAGCUAUACCAGUGGCCCUGUCCGACCGACCGGUUCUCACAUCACUCAAGCCGCUGCUGCAGGGCCUCUGCUCCUACGAGCCCUCAGUGCGGGUGAGCCACGGCGCUCAUGUGCUGCUGUCCACGUGGCAACCUAUCCUCACCCCGCCGCUCGUCCCUCUGCCCCAGUCGCCCCCGCUCUCGGCUGCCACCAAGCCCUCUCUGUACAAGGGCGGGCGAGUGAUGCCGCCACCAUCAGCAGCGCAUUUCCGUCGCAUGCGCGGCGCUGGAGCCAGUAAACGGUUCGUGGAUCUCGCGAAACGAGCUCAGAUAGGCAAGGUUCUCUCUCGCCGCCGAGAGAUCACUGCUCCCACUCCCGCCCAGCAACCCACUGUGACAUCCCCUACCAAGCACGCCUCUCAGUCAAAGGGCCUUCGUCUCUCAGCAGACGAUGAGCAGCAGCGACUACUCUCAGGCGACAAGCGUGCAGUGAUGGUAUCGAUAGCAUCACCACCCCAUGCAUUCGGCAAGCCCGCAUCGCACAACCGCCCCCUCUCUGCGGACGAGAUCAUGCAUGCCAAACGCCGCCGCAUGUUGCACCAGCAGCAGCAGCUUGGGAAAAGGGAGCCAGACAUGAUGCUGGGAGAGAGGGCGGUUGGGGGAGAGGGAGAGAGGGAGGCGGGGAUGGGUGGUGUACAGGUGAAGCGUGAACUGAUGGGUGAGAAGGAGAGUGGAGGCGAGACGGCAGGGGGUGCAGGGGUGGGCGUGGUUGAGGCUAGCUCGACUGGGAAAGCGGGUAAGGAGCAAGGAGGGCAAGGCGUGAAGCAGGAGAGGAAUGAGGAGGCUGUAUUAGCUGCAGGAGGAGGAGGGGGAGGAGGAGCAGCAGCAGGGGUAGGGCUGAAGAGGGAGGACGUAAGUUCUGUGACGAAAGCAGCGCCUGCCAACAUGUCGGCACGGCUGGGCAGCAGCAGUGGUGGCAGCGAUGGGUUUGGAGGAAUCACUCGCUCCUAUGUGGGCCCAGCUCGAUUGAGGUUCAUGGGCAGAGGGGCAGGGCGAGGUGGUAUGUCAGCAAGGGGAGGUGGCGGGGCACGGGGGACUGCUUUUCCUCCUGCUCUUUCUCCUCCUCCUGCUGCUGCUGCUGCUGCUGGCAGGGUGCGAGUGGAUGGGGGCUUGGACUGGGGAAGAGGGGGCGUGGAGAAGGGGCGGAGUGGGCCGAGAGGUGCUGCUGGUGGGGGGGAGUGGAUGAUGGGUGCGGAUACAAAGGAUCAUAUACACGAUGUGGGAAGCAGAACAGUGCUGGCAGGAGCAGCGUCAGCAGCAAUGGCAGGCACAGCCACAGGAGCAGCAGCAGCAGCAGCGGCGGCGGCGGCGUCAGCAGCAGGAGUGGGUGUGCAUGGUGUGAAGCAGGAACCUGAGGUGAUGGAACAACUGUCUCAGCCCACUCACAUCGGAAUGCCAGCCUUUAGGGGAAUCGGUUCAGCAGCAGAGGCAACAGCAAGUGUUCUGCACCAGGGCGCCGCUGCUUCCGAUGAUUCCCAGCAGAGAUCCGCGUUUGAGCAUCGUCACCAGGGGGUUACAGGGCCAGCGUUGAGUGGGGGAUUAGGGGGUGCAGUGGGGUUUGGGGGAUUGGGGCGGAUUGCGCACACAGGGGGGCGCACACAGGUUGAAGCAGGUCCGUGGGCGCCCCAGGAUGCGGAGAUAAGGCCACAAGAGGUUGCUGCUGCUGCAGCAGCUGUGGGAUCUGUAGCUGCUGUAAGAGUCGAGGACGGUAGGGGCGGUGAGUCGGGUGAGGGGGGUGUGAUGGAUGUGGGAGGUUUGAGGGGUGAGGCGAGUGUGGGAGGGGGGGGGCGUGAGGAUGCAGGUGAGGGACGGAUGGGCGCUGCUGCUGCUGGUGUUGCAGGGUGGGCAGAAGAAGCUACAGCGGGUGCCGCAGGGGCUAUGGAGUGUGGGGAGGCUGCCGAGAUGUUGGGGGUUGCAGAGCAUGUGGGGGGUAUGGGAAGCACGGCAGUGGAGGCAUGGCAAGCAGAUGGUUCUCAUGCGGAGUGUAACCGGAACGAGUCUGGGAGUGCAAUGGCGAGCGGCGGAGUCACUGAGGACGGAGCACUGGCGCGGGAGGAACGCAGUGAAGGGGUAGAUGGGGCAGUAUGUGUGGGAGUGAGGGGAGACGCUGCCGCUGGUGUGAUGGUUGAUGGUGCCGUGAUGGGUGGUGCUGGUGCUGGUGGGAGUGGAGGAGGAGGAGAGGAGGCGGCGGUGGGGGCGACUUUUGAGUCGACUCAAAAGUCAUCAGGUGUGAUGGUUGAUGGUGGUGGCAUGAUGGGUGGUGCUGGUGGGAGUGGGAAAGGAGGAGAGGAGGCGGCGGUGGGGGCGAGGGUAGAGCGGCUCAGCGGUGAGCGUGCAGCAGCAGAGGGCAACGUGGGGGUUGAACAUACAGGGCAGGUGGGAAGUCCUCUGGAUGAGGGUGGACAGCGUGAGGCUGCUGUGGCUCCUGUUCCCGUGGCUCCUGUUCCCGUGGCUGCCUCUGCUUCAGAUUUGAUGCGAGGGACGCGAGAGGAAGUGGCGGUAGCUGUGCGGACAGCAGUUACAGGGGAGCCUCCGCUAGAGGAACCAGGAGACGCAUCAGAGGCACACCCUGCUGCUGCUGCUGCUGCUGCUGCUACGGUGGCGGCUGCUGCUGUUGGUGGGGUAUCAGGAGAAUCGGGGGGGGUUAUUGUGGCGGAAACGGGAGAGGGAGAAGGAGCACGGCGGAUGGGUGUGAAGGGGGAGAGUGGGGGCGGCAAGCGGGUGUUUGGGGUGGUGGGUGUGGAGGGGAGUGAAGCGGAGAGGAUCAGUGAGGUGGCAGAGGUGGCAGAGGUGAGAGUUCAUGGGGGAGAAAGCGCCGGGGGGAUGAGGAAGAGGGCAAAGGUUGAGGGUGAGGGAGUGGAAAGGCGGAUGGCAGGAGUAAUUGCAGUGGCUGAGGACGGAGGGAAGGAGCAGCGGGAGGAGAGGAACAAGGAGGAGGAGGAGGAGGAGGAGGAGGAGGAGGAGGAGGAGGAGGAGGAGGAGGAGGAGGAGGAGGAGGAGGAGGAGGAGGAGGAGGAGGAGGAGGAGGAGGAGGAGCGGAAAGAGAAGGAGAAAGACGAGGAAGAAGAGGAGAGGAAGGAGAAGGAGGAGAAGGAGGAGGAGGAGGAGGAGGAGGAAGAGGAUGAGGAGGCGUUAGAUAGAAUGGUAAUGGAGAUAAUAGGGGUGCAGGAUAAAGGUAGGGCGGAGCAGCACACGAGUGGCAUGGGCAGCAUGGGUGGUGAGGAGACGGCUGAGAUGCGCAGGCAGGUGGCGGCUAUGAGGAUGGGCAUGGUGCUGUGGCGCAAACCACCGA
Molecule: messenger RNA, 8414 nt
Organism: Closterium sp. Naga37s-1
Lineage: Eukaryota; Viridiplantae; Streptophyta; Zygnematophyceae; Desmidiales; Closteriaceae
Source: the annotation of a GenBank genome assembly